Messenger RNA from Megalobrama amblycephala (Wuchang bream), 7024 nucleotides. RefSeq names its product unc-5 netrin receptor Da (gene unc5da). The record is from RefSeq and is a predicted model, not a curated record. Gene Ontology annotation, molecular function: protein binding; netrin receptor activity. The transcript has 17 exons. Gene Ontology annotation, biological process: netrin-activated signaling pathway. Lineage: Eukaryota; Metazoa; Chordata; Actinopteri; Cypriniformes; Xenocyprididae. The coding region runs from base 472 to 3375 and encodes 967 amino acids. Gene Ontology annotation, cellular component: membrane.
CGAGAGACGCGCCGCCACUGCUCUGGUGUGCAGCGUUGCUCUCAUCUCAGUGGCCCCCAGGAGCCCGACACGAUCUGUGAUGAAAUCAGUGUAACACAACCAGCUGUUCAUAUGUCAUCUCGAAUUUACCCGACAUCUGACAUGUAUGCUCAUGUAUCAUCUCUUACUCAGGCACAUCUGGUCACUUCGCAGCGCAUCCGAGCAGCAGGGUGAAGGACAGCCGCUGCGCUCCCUCCGCCCUCAAUCACCCUCCGCUAUUGGCCAGCGCGUACCGGCUUCAUUAUUCCAGUCUCACGGAUGCGCGAGACACUCACUCAGCGCGCGGAUGAGAGAGAUUCACGCAGAACUUCGGGUUUAUCGCUACGGGAGGGACCUGUUACUGAAGCCACGGGAACGCACGGCACAUGCAUGAGAGCGGCACAUGCGAGCGGCUCCCCGGUUUAGUUGGGGACGCAGGAGAGAAGCGCAGUGAUGAUGGGACGCUUUGGGAAGAAGGGACGAUACUCCUGCUUUGGCUUCCUCGCGGUCCUGGUUCUCCUGCUGCCCUAUGCGAUGGCUAGAGGGUCACGUGAUGGUCUCUCGGCGAUGUCUGGAACGCUGCCUCACUUUCUGCAGGAGCCCGAUGACGCAUACAUCGUCAAGAGCAACCCCAUCAAACUACAUUGCCGUGCCCGGCCCGCCCUCCAGAUAUUCUUUAAAUGCAAUGGGGAGUGGGUCCAUCAGAACCAGCACACUUCCUUGGAGCACACCGAACUAGGAACCGGGCUGAAGAUCCGUGAAGUGAUGAUAAAUGUGUCCAGACAGCAGGUGGAGGACUUUCAUGGACCAGAGGACUAUUGGUGUCUGUGUGUGGCCUGGAGUCAUCUGGGCACCUCCAAGAGUCGCAAAGCCACUGUCCGCAUUGCAUACCUGAGAAAGAAUUUCGAACAGGAGCCACAGGGGUUGGAGGUGCCGAUCAAUGGCAUGAUCGUUCUACACUGCCGCCCACCCGAGGGAGUGCCUGCAGCUGAGGUUGAGUGGCUGAAGAACGAAGAGCUGGUGAGUUCUCUUGACGAUGUCAAUAUUGACACUCGAGCUGACCACAACUUGAUCAUCAAUGAAGCAAGGCUGUCCGACUCUGGAAAUUACACCUGCCUGGCCAGCAACAUUGUUGCUAGGAGACGUAGUGCAACGGCAACAGUCAUUGUGUUUGUGAAUGGAGGGUGGUCAUCCUGGACGGACUGGUCCGAGUGUAACGUCCGCUGUGGAAGAGGAGUUCAGAAGCGAACACGGACCUGCACUAACCCUGCUCCGCUUAAUGGAGGGGCUUUCUGUGAGGGAAUGUCUGUACAAAAGAGCACCUGCACCUCUCCCUGCCCAGUGGACGGUGGCUGGGCCGAGUGGACUAUGUGGUCUGUGUGUAGUUCUGAAUGUGAGAGGCAACGCACUAGGGAGUGUACAGACCCAGAGCCAAAACAUGGUGGCAGGCUGUGUGAUGGAGCGGCCCUAGACACGGACAACUGCACUGGAGAUCUCUGCAUUCAAGACAGGAAGCUGCUCCACGAUGUGAAGGUUCCGCAAGCUGAAAUGGAGAGCAAUAACGAUGUGGCGCUCUACUCCGGUCUGGCUGCCGGCGUAGUUACCGUCGUCGUGCUGGUCAUCGCUGUAACACUGUACAGGCGGAAUCAGAGCGAGUAUGGUGUUGAUGUCAUUGACUCGUCUGCGCUGACCGGAGGAUUUCAGUCCUUCAGCUUCAAAAGUGCCAGGCAAGGAAACCCUCUGUUAAUGAACUCCUCCAUGCAGCCAGACCUGACCGUGUCACGGACCUACACCAGCCCCAUCUGUUUCCCUGAUUCCAUGGAGAAGGAGCUCAUCCCUGAACCUGCACUCUUUGACCCCCUCCCUGACCUCAAGGUCAAAGUUCACAGCUCCUUCAUGGUGUCCCUCGGUGUGUCCGAGAGGGCGGAAUAUCACGCAAAAGGUCCUUCCCAAACGUUUCCUCGCGGCAUGGUGCAGGAGAUAGGAGGUGGAGGGGGCACGCUAGGUGGGAGGGGGAAGACUCAGCUGGCCCCUGUUCAGCCAACGCUGGUUUCUAGUAUGACAACUGGCAAACGGCCGCUCAGGACAAGUGGGGUGUUCGGGCAGGGAGGAGGACGACUGGUGGUGCCCAACGCAGGUGUGAGUUUGCUGGUGCCUCAUGGUGCGAUUGAAGAGGACACAACCUGGGAACUGUACAUGAGCAUUACCCAGCAGGACUCCAGUGCUUUGUCUGAUGAAGGUCAGGAGAUACUUUUGAGUCCUGAGGUAACGUACGGCCCUCCUGGCCUGACCCUUUCCUGCCCUGUUGCCUUGACGAUAGCCCACUGUGCAGAUGUGAGUUCAGAAGACUGGAAUAUCAAGCUUAAGAGACAAGCCCAGAACAACAGCUGGGAGGAGGUCAUGACUGUGGAAGAGGAGAGCACUUCUUGUUACUGCCUGUUGGACACUCAGUGCUGCCACCUGUUGGUGGAGAGGCCGGGGUGUUACGCUUUAGUGGGAGAGGCCCUCACACCAGCGGCAGGGAAGAGACUACGACUGGCUGUGUUUGGAAACAUGGAGCCCAACUUUCUCAACUACAGCAUUCGAGUGUACUGCGUCGAUGAUAUGCCCCAUGCCUUUCAGGAGGUGGUAUCCAUGGAGCGGGGUCGAGGAGGACGCCUCCUGGAGGAACCCAAGACCCUGCUCUUCAGAGCGAACUCUUUCAGCCUACAGGUCUCCAUCCAGGACAUCCCCCAGUUCCUCUGGAGCAUCAAACCUUUUACCACCUGCCAGGAAUUCUCCUUCUCUCAGGUGUGGUGCAGUAGCCAGUCUCCUCUGCAGUGUGCCUUUUCUCUGGAGCGCUACAGUCCAGCAGCCAAUCAGCUCUCCUGUAAGAUCAGUGUUCGGCAGGUCAAAGGUCAUGAGCAGAUCCUACAGGUCUACACCACUAUUGCUGAGAGUGAAAAAGAUACAGUGCCAUUCUUCACACAAUCAGACUGUACCAUCACCUCCCAGACGGGGUCCAGGGCCUUCAAAAUCCCCCUGUCAAUUCGCCAGCGAAUCUGCGCGACCUUCGACACAGCGAAUGCCAAGGGCAAAGACUGGCAGCUCUUAGCACAGAAACUGCAUAUAGACAGAAACCUGGGUUAUUUUGCUCGCCAGACGAGCCCAUCCGCUGUCAUUCUGAGUUUGUGGGAAGCUCAGCAUCAGGAACGGGGUGAUCUGGACUCUUUGGCCAGCGCUUUGGAGGAAAUUGGCAAAGUUCAGUCUAAACACUCCACCAGCGUGGACACUCUGGACCGUAUCAGCAAAACCAUCCCCUCCAGCGACUCUACCAUGAACCGCAGCAGUGAGGAACUAGACACGAACCACACCUAAGAACAGUUUCCUUGGAAAUGAAGACUAAAGCACUGUCCUCAUCGGAGAUAAGAGGGUUCAACAAAGGGAGAGAGGAGGCGGCACUUGAGGUUGCCCAGCCCAGCAAAAAAGUUGCUCCUCCCUCUCCUUGACUGAUAAAAACAGGGUGUUAAAGAUGGGUUGUGACCAAAUAGACAAGCUUCAGUGAUUCACAGAAACUCAAACACACACAUGCACACAGUAUUCCUAUCAAGUACCCUUAAAUUCAUCAGAACAAACUGACUUAUACAUUAAGCCCGUCUGAUGAAAAUUUGCAGCUAAAGAUUGUGGGUAUGCUUUCGCGAUCAUUUGUUUCCGUAAAGGCAAACUGAGGAUGUUCAACAGCCUAAAUGUUGACUUGCGACCACAGACCAGGCUGCCUCGAUGCUUCAGAGUGUUGAAGAAUGUGUCGUCGUUUUUGUGGGACACUUUUAUUUUGCGUCUUUCCACAACGGUUGUCUGCAUUUCUGAGUAACUUUCUGAUUGCAAAUAGAUAAAAAAAAAAAAUCUGUACUAUUGAAUACUAUUAAAGCCUGUUGGAUAGCAAAACCAGUGUAAACUGAGAGAUGUACUCAAAGAUAACCAAAACAAAAUGUUGUUAUACACCAUUUACUUUUGCAGCCUAACAAAUAUAUAAUUAUUAUUAUUGUUAUUUUUUGUCUCAAGGAAGAAAUAUAAAAGAAGAAAGCAGAAAGGACUAAUGCUUAAUGAAAAAAAGUGUGAUUUGAGGUAAGAAAUAUGUUUAUAAAUUUAAAGGGAUAGUUCACCUAAAAAAAUCUAAAUUCAAAGUUAUAUAAGUAGUGUAUGUAACCUGUGCACUGUAUCCUAAAGCCAUAUGAUAGCUUUACGUGAGAAACAGACUGAACUAAAAGGUUUAGGGUCCUUUUAAAGGCUUGAAAUCUCCACUUUUAUGUUAAAAAGAGUGACAAGUGCGUUAUUUAAUUUUUUUUAGUUUAUUUUUUAUUUUUUUAUUCCUCACAAGAAAGAAACUGGAAGAACAAUAGGGUGAGAAAAAGAUGACAGAAUUGUAAUUUUUGGGUGAACUAUCCCUUUAAAUGUGACCAAGCUGACUGCUGAUUGGUCAGAAUCCUUCUGCUGUCUCUCAAAAUGACAAAUGAUGGACAGCUGUGUGUAAAUUCAUCAGAUAACCCAGUAAAAAUCCAUCAAACAUAUUUUGACAGGAACCUCUGGUGGUUUGAUCUGAAUGCAGAGAACACGCACGCAUAUCAACCGAGAUGAGAGAUUUCCAUUUAUUUUAUUUUUUUUCUUUUCCCCCUGUUGUUUUAUCUUUCCUUAUACAUCUAGUACCGGAUUGUGACCUCAUAUUGGCCAGAUGGGAUCAAUGAUAACCAGUGAAAAAGCAUUUUAACACAUCUCACCUGCUGGAAACCUACAAUGUGCUGACAGGUGCACAUACAUACAUGAAUAAUAACACAUAGAUGUAUAAUCAACCUCACAUCGGAACAUAAAGCAUAUCUGCCGCACUCUCAUCUCAUCCCAGGUAUCACACAUCACUUCAUCUGAGCGAAAGAUGAGCUGUGCGAAAGUGUGUUGCUAAUGCUAGAUUAUCAUAAAACUGUGAAUAUGUGAUGAAAUAGUCUGUUGCGUCAGACUAUAAAAAGAGAUUUGUGUUUUUUGAUAUGUGAAAUUAUUAACAAAACCUUAUAUAUGUGCUGUUUCUGAGGUACAUUAGGAAGGGAAUGAAAGGGAAGGGAGGAAAUGAGAAAGAAAAAAUAAGGAAGGGAGACGGGAAGGAAAGAGAUUUGAAAGAGAAAAGGGAGAGAAAUUGAAACAAAAAAGGAAAAGGAAUUGGAGAGGAAAGAAAAAAAAGAGGACCAAGAGAGGAAAGCGAAGAGAGAGGAAAUAGAAGUAAUAAAAGAGAAAAUGUGAAAAGAAAAAAGGAGCAAGAGGAAAUGGGGAAAACGAAGAUGCGGGAUGAAGAAGAGGGGAAGGAUAGAGAAGAGCAAACAGGACAGAAGGGAAGAGGAAUUUAAGAAAGGAAAGAGGACAAAAAUGGGAAAGGAAAAAAGAGGAACAGGAGGAAAUGGGAAAAUCGAAAAAGAGGAACAAAAAGAGGUAGAGAGAAGAGCAUAUGGGAAGGGAAGGAGAAAUGGGAAUAGGGAAGAGAGGGGAAAUCAGAAAGUAAAGAUUAUGAACAAGGAAAGGGAAAGGAAAGAGAAGAGAAGAGCAAAUGGGAAUGAAAAAAAGGAAUGAGAGGAAAUGGGAAAAGUGAAUAGAGGAGAAAUGGGAUGGGGAUCAAGAAGAGGGGAAGGAAAAAGAAGAGCAAACAGGACAGAGGAAAUUGGAAGGGAAAGGAAAAAAGAGGAACAAGAGGAAAUGGGAAAAUGGAAGAAGAGGAACAAUAAGAGGGAAAGAAAAGUGACGAGCCAAUGAGAAGGGAAAGAAGAGGAAAUGGGAAAGGAAAAAAGAGGAACAGGAGGAAAUGGGAAAAUUGAAAAAGAGGAACAAUAAGAGGUAGAGAGAAGAGCAUGUGGGAAGGGAAAGAAGAGGAAAUGGGAAAGGAAAGAGGAGAAAAUGGGAAAGAAAAUGAAGAACAGUAGGAAAUGGGAAUAGGGAAGAGAGGGGAAAUCAGAAAGUAAAGAUUAUGAACAAGAAAAGGGAAAGGAAAGAGAAGAGCAAAUGGGAAUGAAAAAAAAGGAAUGAGAGGAAAUGGGAAAAGUGAAUAGAGGAAAUGGGAUGGGGAUCAAGAAGAGGGGAAGGAAAAAGAAGAGCAAACAGGACAGAAAGGAAGAGGAAAUUGGAAGGGAAAGGAAAAAAGAGGAACAAGAGGAAAUGGGAAAAUGGAAGAAGAGGAACAAUAAGAGGGAAAGAAAAGAGACGAGCCAAUGAGAAGGGAAAGAAGAGGAAAUGGGAAAGGAAAGAGAGGAGAAAAUGGGAAAGGAAAAAAGAGGAACAGGAGGAAGUGGGAAUAGGGAAGAAGCCGAACAAGAAAGGGGGAAGUAAAGAGAAGAGCAAACAGGACAAAAAGGAAGAGGAAAUUGAAAGGGAAAGGAAAAAAGAGGAACGAGUAAAUGGAAAAAGGGGAACAAUAAGAGGUUAAGGAGAAGAGUAAAUGGAAAAGGAAAGAAGAGGAAAAUGGGAAUGGGAAAAGGAAUGAGAGAAAAUGGGAAGGGAGAAAAAAUGGGAAAGGAAAAAAGAGGAGCAAAAAGAGGAAAUGGGAAAGGGAAGAAGAGGAACAGAAAAAGGGAAAUGAAAGUGGAGAGGAAAUAAGGAAAGGAAAGAGAAUGGAGAGGAAAGGAAAAUAAGAGCAACAAUGAAAGGAAAUGGGAAGGUAGAGGAACAAGGAAAGGAAACGCCAUGAUGGCGGUUUUAAUGACAUACAGUAGGCCCGGCUCUAAAUGUACAUUAACAGUACAGUAACAGGAAAGACCCUGUUGUAAUGUUGCUAGUGGAGCAGAGAGCCAUCAGACAUAUGGGAUGUAGUGUGUGAGAGAGAGAGAGAAAGAGAAACAAAAACUUUCUGAUAUUAUUUUGGGUACAGUUCUGUUCAUGAUGCAUAAAUAUUGCCUUUUGAAAGACCAUCAGUCAGGAAAAAAAGGAAAAAUUCUGUUAUUUCGAAAGAGAAAAAGUGCUAGUGCCAGUUUCGUUUGAAUAAAUAUUUAUUUAUUUA